Oryza sativa Japonica Group (Japanese rice) is the source of this 1292-nucleotide messenger RNA. RefSeq names its product isoflavone reductase homolog. Lineage: Eukaryota; Viridiplantae; Streptophyta; Magnoliopsida; Poales; Poaceae. The record is from RefSeq and is a predicted model, not a curated record. Gene Ontology annotation, molecular function: oxidoreductase activity.
AGUGAUUAAUUAUAAUCGCCGACCCUGGACCACGCGUAGUAUAUAUAGGCCACAAUCGGCAGUAAAGCUUUUGUCGAGUCAAGUGCACGAUAGCGUGGUUAGUUUGUGGCACUCAUCAGAGCUAAUUAAGAGCCAUGGCCAUGGAGAAGAGCCGGGUCCUCAUCGUCGGUGGCACCGGCCACAUCGGCCGGCGGAUCGUGGCGGCGAGCCUGGCGGCGGGCCACCCCACCUCCGUCCUGCUCCGGCCGGAGAUCGGCCUCGACAUCGACAAGCUCCAGAUCCUGCUGGCCUUCAAGGCGCAGGGCGCGCGGCUCCUCGAGGCGUCGCUUGACGACCACGAUGGCCUCGUCGCCGCGAUCCGGCAGGUGGACGUCGUCGUCUCCGCCAUGUCCGGCGCCCACAUCCGCAGUCAUAACCUCAUGCUCCAGAUCAAGCUCGUCGAGGCCAUCAAACAAGCUGGGAACAUCAAGCGUUUCCUGCCGUCAGAAUUCGGCAUGGAUCCAUCGAGGAUGGGGAAUGCUCUUGAACCUGGGAGGGUUACAUUUGAUGAGAAGAUGGAGAUAAGGAGAGCAAUUGAGAAUGCAAACAUCCCUCACACAUAUGUUUCUGCAAAUUGCUUUGCAGCUUACUUCAGUCCUAACCUCUGUCAGAUGAAAACUCUCCUCCCUCCCAAAGAGAGAGUUGGUGUGUACGGGGAUGGUAACGUCAAAGUGUUUUUUGUGGAUGAAGAUGAUGUGGGAACAUAUACAAUCAAAUCAAUCGAUGAUCCUCGCACCUUGAACAAGACAAUAUACAUAAGACCACAGGAUAAUUGCCUCACUCAGAACGAGCUGAUCGCGAUGUGGGAAAAACUCUCUGGAAAAAGUCUUACCAAAUUCCACAUACACGGUGAUGAAUUUUUGGCUUCAAUGAAAGAUACAGAUUUUGCUCAUCAAGUGGGAGUAACACAUUUCUACCACAUUUUCUACGAAGGUUGCUUAACAAACUUCGACAUUGGUGACAAUGGAGCCGAAGCAACUCUGCUCUACCCAGAUGUUCAGUACACCCGCAUUAAUGAAGUUAUAAAACGCUAUCUGUAACGGAGUAUAUGAAAAUUUUAUAAAUAUUCAUGUUGGUUUACGGUUUGGCAGCUUGCUUCACUAAGUCAAAUUCUCUCUAGAUAUGAGAAUUCAAUAACACCAUGCUUGUUUGAAUAUAUGGUAUUUGUACUGUUCACAACCCAGCUCGAAUAUACUCUGUUUUACUAAUUACUAUCAAGUUGAUCAGGUACGUGGAAAGUUCAAAUGAGUUAA